Molecule: messenger RNA, 975 nt
Organism: Orbicella faveolata
Lineage: Eukaryota; Metazoa; Cnidaria; Anthozoa; Scleractinia; Merulinidae
Product: intraflagellar transport protein 172 homolog
Biological process (GO): intraciliary transport
Cellular component (GO): ciliary basal body; intraciliary transport particle B; axoneme
Molecular function (GO): protein binding
Source: RefSeq, a predicted model, not a curated record
GACUGCACAGUCAUGAAAAUGUUGAUUUCAUAUGUAAUUUUCUUGUAAACUUGGGGGAUCUAACCCGUCGAAAUGCAACUUCGGUACAUGAAAACUCUUCUAAACCCGCAGGAUGGAGCCUGCAGGGUGACAGCAAUGGCAUGGUCACCAAACAACACCAAAAUGGCGGUAGUGACAAUGGAUAGAGUUGUUAUACUGUAUGAUGAACUUGGUGAGAGGAGAGACAAGUUUUCAACAAAGCCAGCAAAUGCACAGGCUGGAAAGAAGAGCUACAUUGUGAAAGGACUUGCCUUCUCUCCAGACUCUACCAAGAUUGCUGUGGGACAAACAGACAACAUUAUAUUUGUUUACAAAAUUGGAGAAGAAUGGGGUGAUAAAAAAGUCAUCUGCAACAAGUUUGUACAACAGAGUGCAGUCACAUGUUUGAUAUGGCCACCUGAGCAACAAAACAUUAUCUUUGGAUUAGCAGAUGGAAAGGUCCGUAGUGCAAACCUUAAGACCAACAAAUCAACAACACUCUAUGGGACUGACAACUAUGUUGUUUCUUUGGCUGCAAAUGUAUCAGGGAAAGGAAUUCUCUCUGGUCAUGUUGAUGGAGCCAUUGUCAGAUUCUUUUUUGAUGACGAGGGAACAGGCUUAUCCCAAGUACGUCAAACCUUAAUGAUAUCAAUUUUAUAUGCUUUAUUAAUAUUACUUUCAAGUUUUUCCAGUAGUGCAAAGGCAAAAGUCAGUUGCCUGUGGCACCUGGGCACUGUCAUUGUAAAGAACUUGUCAUCAGGCACCCGUGUUGUUCUCAAAUCACAUUAUGGAUAUGAGAUUGAUAAAGUGAGCAUCAUGGGUAAGGACAGAUUUCUUGUGGCAUACACAACAGACACUCUCCUUGUUGGGGACCUUACAUAUAACAAGCUUAGUGAGGUGUGUAUGCUUGAAGUAAAUAAUUCAUAACAAUGAAUAAAUAAUCUUUGCUACCAUAUG